AUAGAUAGAUCUUGUCAUCCCUGGACGGAGAUCGACACCGUUUCGCGUUCGUUCGAAUUUAUUGGACAGAGAAGAAGAAUGGCUAGGUGUAACAGCGAACCGUUUCGAUGGGAAAGAUGUGCCGGAAGUGUCCUGUUCACGAUUCUAUUCGUCGUUUCACGUGCCACAUCGGAGGACCAGGCGCCUGUUAUAUCGCAGACCACGGCGAUGAACUACCUAUCUCAAUUUGGCUACUUGCAACCCAUAAAUCCAACAAGUGGUGGAAUCAUAUCUCAGAAUACGCUAUCGAAAGCAAUCGCAGAGUUCCAAGCUUUUGCUGGAUUAAAUAUAACGGGUGACUUUGACGAAGACACUUACAAGCUAAUGGCUCUACCAAGGUGUGGCGUUAAAGACAAAGUUGGCCCUGGAUUCGGAAGAUCGAAGCGGUACGCCCUUCAAGGCUCGAGAUGGCGUGUCAAGAAACUGACCUACAAGAUCAGCAAGUAUCCGCGAAAUUUGCCACAGAACAAAGUCGACGUUGAGCUGAACAAGGCGUUCAAAGUGUGGUCGGACUACACUGACCUCGUCUUCGUCCAAAAGAAGUCGGGCCAGGUCCACAUUGAGAUCAGAUUCGAGAAAGGUGAACACGGAGAUGGAGAUCCUUUUGACGGACCUGGUGGCACUUUGGCUCACGCCUAUUUCCCUGUGUACGGUGGCGAUGCCCAUUUCGACGACGCGGAACAAUGGACCAUCGACAGCUUCCGUGGUACGAAUCUCUUUCAAGUGGCUGCUCAUGAAUUCGGCCAUUCCCUUGGUCUGAGUCACAGCGACAUUAAAAGUGCCCUAAUGGCGCCUUUCUACCGUGGUUACGUGCCCUACUUCCAGCUAGACGACGACGACAUUCAGGGUAUUCAGGCUCUGUAUGGAAAGAAGAACGUAAAUACUGGUAGCAUUCCUGUUGGGCCAAAACAUGGGACUACGACUGUGGCGCCGCCAAGCGAGGAAGAUUCGGAACUGUGCACGGAUCCAAAAGUCGACACGAUGUUCAGUUCUGCGGAAGGGCAUAUGUAUGUGUUCAAAGGCGAUCGUUACUGGAGAUUAACCGCGGAUGGUGUAGCAGUCGGCUAUCCUAAGCUCAUUUCUCACUCGUGGAAAGGACUGCCAGGGAACAUAGACGCUGCGUUCACGUACAAAAAUGGAAAAACUUAUUUCUUCAAGGGCUCGAAAUACUGGAGAUACGUAGGGAAGAGAAUGGACGGGGAUUACCCGAAGGAAAUCAGCGAAGGUUUCACAGGAAUUCCAGAUAACAUCGACACCGUGACUGUGUGGACCGGAAAUGGCAAGAUCUACUUCUACAAGGGCACCAAAUUCUGGAGGUUCGAUCCUACGCAAAAACCACCGGUGAAAAACACCUACCCGAAAUUGAUCUCGAACUGGGAGGACAUUCCUGAUAACCUCGACGCCUCCAUUGUUUAUCGCAGUUACACAUACUUCUUCAAGGGAGACGCUUAUUAUCGAUUCAACGAUAGAACAUUCUCUGUGGACAUUGCUGAUCCAGCGUUCCCAAGAUCAACAGCUUACUGGUGGUUCGGGUGCAGAUCUGCGAACAAAGGAACACUAGGUAAUGUCCAAUGGAUGCGUAACAAUCCAGAAGAUAUAUUUCCGCAUGCCGGCAUUCUGGAGUCGGCAAACGGUGAUUACGAUUACGACGAUGACAGAAAUGGUGACGUCGGAGACAUCAUUUUAGACGCAGGCGAAACGGAUGAGCAACUAGUCACGUCCUCCAAUCAGGAUGUGGGCUCUACGGCGGUAAGCAUUUUCAAAUCAUCGUCGACGUUGUGGUAUCUCCCGCUCAGUCUGAUGACCAUGAUCAUGGCUAAAAUUUUUGCUACUACGUAAAAAACGAAACUGUUCGACGGAUAUCGAACCGAUAGAAUCAUCGAAGAAAGGAAGUCUACCAGAAUUAUUGGAACGAACAAUUAAAAAAUGGGGAAAGUGUGACUUGAAGUGUGCCGAAC
This is a messenger RNA of Habropoda laboriosa, 1997 nucleotides long. It is a transcript of the gene Mmp1, whose product is annotated as matrix metalloproteinase-14. Gene Ontology annotation, molecular function: zinc ion binding; metalloendopeptidase activity. The record is from RefSeq and is a predicted model, not a curated record. Gene Ontology annotation, cellular component: extracellular matrix. Gene Ontology annotation, biological process: proteolysis; extracellular matrix organization; collagen catabolic process. The transcript has 10 exons. NCBI's taxonomy places the organism in Eukaryota, Metazoa, Arthropoda, Insecta, Hymenoptera, Apidae. Bases 79 to 1878 code for a protein of 599 amino acids.